AGUGUUGGCCUGAUUGAGUGCCAGUGGAGGGAUGAAGAGAACCGCGGAAGGUCACGCGUGUCCAGCAUGCGCACAUACAGCUCUGCCAGUCUCAUCUCAUCAUGACCGGGGCUCACCUCAACUAUAGCGUCUGUCCUUGAAUUGUACAGUUCUUGGAUUUGUGGACCACUAGGACUUUCACAACCUUUUAUUUCUCGUAAUAUAUAUUUUAACAACUUCUUUAUUUAGCUGUAUAAAAAGUUGAAGAGAACGGUUUUUGGUCUUUAUUUGAACUGAUUCACUACAGAAAAUGCGUAUCAUAGGUUGAAAGUCCUUAGAAGGAAAAAUAACACGAACAACAACCCGCAGAAACAACAGCACAAAUCAAGCUAAUUUAUUCAAGGAUCCGCGCUUUGACUUCAAGGAAAUCAACAUGUCCAGCAGAAGCAUCGAGUGGGAGCAUUUCGAGGAGCGCGAGAAGAGUCACCGGUCCCCGCGGGGCAGUGGCGCUUCUCAUUCCGGCUCGCGGGGUAACGGGCUCAUGCCUAGUCCCGCUCACAGUGCGCACUGUAGUUUCUACCGCACUCGCACACUGCAGUCGCUCACCUCCGAGAGGAAAGCGAAAAAAGUUCGCUUCUAUCGGAACGGUGAUAAGUACUUCAGGGGCUUGGUGUACGCGGUGUCCAGUGACCGCUUCAGAUCCUUCGAUGCGCUGCUGAUGGAGCUCACCCGCUCCCUCUCGGACAAUGUGAAUUUACCGCAAGGAGUCCGGAACAUCUAUGCUAUGGAAGGGGGGAAGAAGAUCACCAGCCUGGAUGAGUUACUAGAAGGUGAAAGCUAUGUGUGUGCUUCCAAUGAACCAUACCGUAAAGUGGACUACACUAAGAAUCUCAAUCCCAACUGGUCAGUCAACGUGAAGACGGGCACAUCCCGCUCGCUGCCAUCCCUUACCACAUCAAAGAACGAGCUGAGAGAUCGAGAGAGCAAAGACUUCAUCAAACCCAAGCUGGUGACAGUCAUCAGGAGUGGUGUCAAACCCCGUAAAGCUGUCCGGAUCCUCUUGAAUAAGAAGACGGCUCACUGCUUUGAGCAGGUGCUCACGGACAUCACUGACGCCAUUAAACUGGAUUCUGGCGCUGUGAAAAGACUCUAUACUCUGGAGGGCAAACAAAUUACAUGUUUGCAAGAUUUUUUUGGGGACGAUGACGUGUUCAUCGCGUGCGGGCCUGAGAAGUACCGUUACGCGCAGGACGAUUUUGUGUUGGAUCACAGUGGUAAGGCUUCCACAGCCUUUAUAACCGAAUGUCAGGUCCUCAAGUCCUCCUAUUCUGCUCGUUCUGUUCCCCCUGUGAGAUACUCUGGUAGUAAAAGUCCAGGAACCACCCGCCGCAGCAAAUCCCCUGGAUCUGUGAGAAGAACAGCAGUACAAUUCUCUACAAAUAGCCAAUCUCCAGUCAAAUCACCAAUAAAUGGAGUCCCGAACAGCCAAAUCACUACCCCCAAAUCCACCAAAUCCUCAAGUUCCUCCCCGACCAGCCCCCGCAGCAUGCACAACUUCAAGUUUAGUUGCAACAAGCGGAUGGGAGUCCCCCUCCGUCUCUCUGUACAGAUUCCAGCACAUCACUCCUCUGCAACCAAUGUGAACGGCUCCUUUGAGACUCACCAACAACACAACAACAGUGUGAGCCCUGAAGUUAAUGGAAACAGGAACCUUGCUGCUUCCACAAUUAUGGACAAGUACAAAAUUGGCAAAGUUAUAGGUGAUGGGAACUUCGCUGUGGUAAAGGAGUGUGUCGGACGAUCCACUGGAAAGGAGUUUGCACUGAAGAUCAUUGAUAAAAACAAAUGCAGAGGCAAAGAGCACCUGAUCGAGAGUGAGGUGGCAGUGUUGAGGCGUGUUAAGCAUCCUAAUAUCAUCAUGCUGAUUGAGGAGGUGGAUACGCCCACUGAGCUCUAUCUAGUCAUGGAACUUGUGAAGGGUGGAGAUCUGUUUGAUGCAAUCACCUCCUCAACAAAAUACACUGAAAGAGAUGCUAGUGUAAUGGUAUUCAACCUGGCGGCAGCUCUCAAAUAUCUGCACAGAAUGUGUAUCGUCCAUCGAGACAUCAAACCUGAGAAUCUGCUGGUGUGUGAGUAUCCUAAUGGUACAAAGUCCUUAAAGUUGGGUGAUUUUGGCUUGGCCACAGUGGUUGAAGGGCCACUGUACACUGUUUGUGGAACACCCACUUAUGUUGCCCCAGAAAUCAUAGCAGAGUCAGGAUACGGGCUAAAAGUGGACAUCUGGGCAGCUGGAGUAAUCACCUACAUCCUCCUAUGUGGCUUCCCACCGUUCCGCAGUGAGAAUAACCUCCAGGAGGACCUAUUUGAUCAGAUCCUGGCGGGGCGUUUAGAUUUCCCAUCACCCUUUUGGGACAAUAUCACGGAUUCUGCUAAAGAGUUGAUUGGUCACAUGCUACAGGUGAAUGUGGAGGCCAGAUACACAGCGGAGGAUGUGCUGUCUCACCCCUGGGUCACGGUAAAUGACGAUGCUGCAAUGGAAAACAAUAUGAAGAUGGAGGUGGCAGGUAAACUCAAAAAGCACUUUAACUCUGUGCAGAAACAGAGCAACACUUCCCCUGGAGUCUCUGUUAUUAUGAACACAGCUCUAGAUAAGGAAACCAUCCAGCUUUCUCGCCGGCGUCAGGACCGCAGCCCCCCUCCUCCAGGAAAGAGCCCUUCCUCCACCCACCCAGAGAGACGACGCUCCCACAGGGGACGCUCAUCUGUCCAAUUGGAGGACUCUAGGAGUGCUGCUCCCGUUGAGCCUUUAGCCUCAACAACCCCCAAUGCACCAUCAGCACCUCUGCCCUCUCCUCACUCUGCCCCACCUCCCCACUUCCCAGAAUGCAGUGCUGAGGCUGAGGCCAGCAAGGGCCUGCCAAAGGAAGAAUAAUACUAUUUAAGGGAAAUAAUAUGGAGACCAUUUCAAAUAUACAGUAAAUGCAUAAAUAUAUAGCAACUCUGCAAAUCUUUGAAACUUCAUGCUAGCAGCCAGCUAAAAGGCUGGAAUACACUACACUACUUUUGCCCCAAUUUGUACAGUCUGGACGAGUACGUUGUCCAAAGCAAGAGCCAGUCUGCAGAUUUCACAGAAAAUUGUGUUUGAUGAGCACUAUAAUUUCUUUAUUUACAGAUUCUGAUUCUACUAGUUAAGAGAAUAACAAACAUUGAUAUUUAGAACACACAUAUUGUUUAAAUUUGUGUCUCCUUGCAGUAAUGUGCAGUCUCUGAGGGUGUUUGUUGUGUUCAGAAAGACUUAAAAGCAGGGUUGCCAGGUCUGCGAAACAAAACUAAACCAGUGACUAAUCAAAAAGGGCCCAAAACUAGCUCAAUAACCCUAUCCCAAAUAUCAAAAAAUAUCCCUAAAAUACAUAUUUUACAGUCAAUGUUCUACAUUAUACACAAUUUCACAAUAAACAGUGCUUUCAUAAUAGAGCUUUAAGGUUCCCUACUAGUUCCCCCUUAUUCAGAAAACGUAACAUCUAGCUGUCUAGCUGUCAUGAAAAUUCUGUCAUCAUUUG
Molecule: messenger RNA, 3539 nt
Organism: Sinocyclocheilus anshuiensis
Lineage: Eukaryota; Metazoa; Chordata; Actinopteri; Cypriniformes; Cyprinidae
Product: serine/threonine-protein kinase DCLK2-like
Exons: 18
Coding region: 413-2911 (832 amino acids)
Biological process (GO): protein phosphorylation; intracellular signal transduction
Molecular function (GO): ATP binding; protein kinase activity
Source: RefSeq, a predicted model, not a curated record